This is a messenger RNA of Meloidogyne enterolobii, 699 nucleotides long. The record is from the annotation of a GenBank genome assembly. NCBI's taxonomy places the organism in Eukaryota, Metazoa, Nematoda, Chromadorea, Rhabditida, Meloidogynidae.
AUGGUUCCGACUGGUUGGCCUAGUGCAGAAUGGUCGUUGGGAUUUGGAUCAUGGUUCAACAACUUUUUCUAUAGCGGCGCAGAAAAUUAUAAACCUAAAGAUCUUGCUACUAUCAAGUGUCCGUACACUGAAUAUUUUAUUUUUUCUUUCAUCAAGAGUAUGCAAAUCUCUUCUUUUUUAGCCGCCUUUAUUCGCCCUGCUUAUAAUUAUUAUUUAUACAGCAAAAUAAAACCUAAAGAUGUCACAAACAAUACAGACAAAAUAGUUACAGCAGCUCUUAGACGUAUGCAGGGCCGGAUGUUAAUUGGUGGAAUGUUUGCAUCACCUUUUUUGUUUGCCACUUCAAUUUAUUAUAAUAAUUAUACCAGGGAGAAACUUGUAAACAGAUGUUAUGAAAUUCGUCGUGAUGAGGAUAUUUUAACAACUCUUGCAUUUGGAGCUAUUGGUUGGUAUUGGAAAAGAAUCCAAGGAGCUGUCGAUGGUAUCAAUCUGGCCUUGCUAUACGCAGUUUUUCAUCAUCACAUCUCCAAAAAAUAUUUAAACCCAAUUACCCCUGAUGUUUUGACAUUACUUGGAAAAGAAAAAUAUGAGACGGUGGAGGAUGCAGAAUUUGGUAGUCAAAAGUUGUUUCAAUUUAUUAAGAAAAAAUUGGAUGAAAGAAGUGGUAAAAAUCAAAAAUUAGAAAAUAAGGAAGAGUAG